UACCCGAGAGUCGAGGAAACAGAUUAUCAACUUCAAGAUAUUUUCGUUUCCGCAUUACACAUAUGCUGCGGUCGGUGUAUCGGCGCGCCGAGACCAGACGGAUGGUAUUCGACUCUACUCGAGGCGAAGAGGUAGAGGGAAGCCAGUGCUCCAAUGACGGGAACCUCGUGCGUGCCAGUCGUGUCGUGGAUUGGAUCUGAGACUAAUCAAGUGAUGAGCGAAUCCUACAAGUUAGUUAUUUCUCUUGCAAUUCGGUAUUCCUCAACAACGAAGAGGAAGAUGCAGUGACGUAUUAUCUUCGCCGAGCCCGGCUGCUUCGUACGUGCAACAUAUUCGCCGCUCUCGUCGACCUCUAAGUUGUGUCUUCGAGACUUGAGAAUUGUGAGGAAGGAGAAGGGAAAAAAGUACAGUGAGUAUUCUGGUGGUUUUCUGCCUUAAGUGUGUGCGUCGAUUAUUCAUUCUCGAUCCCUGUUGUGAUUUCAAGAAUGUGACAAGUGUACUACCUUAAAAAAUUAACCCGGCGAUGUCGAGGAUAAGAAUCGUCGAGCCGGUGGGCCAAAAGUAACAUGUCAGCCGACGACGUCCGAGUUUCGGUCGCGUUGUUAUGCGGUGCCAGAUUUUCGCCGAGGGUGGCAAGGGCACCAGCCAAGGAGUUGCUGAGCCAGCAACAUCAGCAGAGUCAGAGUCAGAUUUAACAACACUAAGGCAAUUCGAAGUUUUCGAAUCCGUGUGUGCGGUCCGACGGGCUUUUACCGAUAGUCGCGUUCGACCUAGUGAAACCCGAAACUUGCGUGAGGAUAGCGCAACUAGUGACGAGGAUAUACAUUUUCAUCCAAGUGUCGUGAAAGUGCUGGUGAAAUAAGUGAGCGGUCGACGAUUGCAAACCAAGAUCGGUGCGAAGUGUAUGCGCGCGAGCCCGAGCCGCGCCAGUCGACCGGCCGGCCCGUUCGUAAACGUAAACGUAAAUGAAAGUUCAAGGUCGCGCCGCGGUUUCCACCGGAGUCGAGUAGAGUUUAAAGUGCUUGGAUCGAAUUCCGCGAAACGAAAACUAGCAGUUCAUAUUAUUUCCUCGUGAAAGGUUGCAAAGUACUGGCCCCCAAAUGCGCGUACGGCAACUCCUGUUUCAUGUUCAUGUUCUGGAGCAAACGGACGGUGCUCACUAGACGUCUCCUUAAGGCCAAGGUCCGUGGAGAGCAUGAAACCGAGUGUGAAGCUCAAGAGGAUUCGUCGCGAGUUUACGUUGCUGCAGCUACGAACAAUUUUCAGGCGGAGGAGGAGAACGGACAAGACAAGGGUCGGGAGUCCAAGGAGUGCAGCAGGAGGACUACGAGGAGGAGGAGGGCCACGAGCAAGUUACACCAGAGCUGUUGUGGCGGUGAUCGGUUGCAGGAUGACGAGGAAGAGCCGAGCCGACUAACCCGGUGCAAGGAGUUGCUCAAAACUCUUAAGGAGAAUCAAUUAGAGAUGCUUUUAACCGCGGUCGAAAGUUACGGCGCCGACCUGGGUUCUUGUGUGCUGGUACCGCGUGCGAAGCAGGAGUCUGAGUCAAAUCCGCAUAACCAUCGACCCUACCGCCACCAUCACCACUACCAUCAUCAUCAUUACCUGCGUCAUCUGAACCAUCACUAUCACCAUCAUAGACAUCAUCAUCGGUACCACUGCUGUUCCUUGGAGGAUAAGGAUGAACAGCAGGAGCAGCAGCCCAGGCCAACAGGCGAUGAGCCGAUUCCGAAUGUGACGAAUCCUGGUGCGUUGAGAGUUGAACGUGAUCGGUGCCGGGUUCCGGUUAGGGGAUCCUCGACGGAUUUACCGGCCAUGGACCCACAUCUCCUCUGCUGCCAGAUCUGGCGGUGGCCGGACCUCGCCCACUCCUCUGAACUCAAGAGACUUCCUGUCUGUCAUUCCGCCAAAGACCCCGUUUAUGUAUGCUGCAAUCCCUAUCACUGGAGUCGGCUCUGCAAACCUGAGUCGCCGCCACCUCCCUACUGCCUUAUCGCAGACAGACUGAGACCUGAAGAUCGAGCACCAAGCGAAGGGGAUUCUUGUCGAUGCAGAAACACCACACCAAUGCCUCUUCCCGGCUCCCUCACCUCAAAUGGAGAAGGAGAGUCAGGAGAGAAGGAAUGGUGUACGCUGGCUUACUGGGAAUUAGGUGGCCGUGUCGGUCGCCUUUAUCCUGUGGAGCCAGAGACUGUGAAUGUCUUUGAUUCCCUGCACGAUGGAGAUGGUCUCUGCUUGUCGACCCUCGCCGAAAAUUAUCCAGCACCGCCUGCGGUUCAAAGGACCCGCAGCAAAAUUGGACUCGGUCUGAUGCUCAGUCAGGAAUCGGAUGGCGUGUGGGCUUACAACAGGUCGGAAAGUCCAAUCUUUGUAAACUCGCCAACCUUAGACGAUCCGGAGUCCAGAACGCUUCUGGUCUACCGAGUUCCAUCAGGUUUUUGCCUAAACAUCUUCGACCGCACCAAGACUUUGCCGCGACCUUUUCCGUCAUCAACCCUGAAGACGUCAUCGUCCAGUACCACGUCGACAAAUUCGAGCUUCGUCUCGGGUCCAGUUGACGUCAACUCCGUCCGCAUCAGCUUCGCUAAGGGCUGGGGUCCCAAGUACUCAAGGCAGGAGGUCACCUCCUGUCCAUGUUGGCUCGAAGUCCUCCUUGCACCUUGUAGGUGAUCCUGUCUGCAACCCGCAGAUUUCUGCAGGUCAUCAAAUACAUUUCCGUCUAAGCCCAGACGACAAAGAGGGCUCAGGCUGGUCUUCCGGACUCGAGAUCGCUGCUCACUACCAAAGCGCAAUUAUUUUGCGAUCCUCAUCGAUCACGGGCGGACCAGAGGAAGCUUCGCCUCUCUUCAGGCCGAAGCACGCCGACAGACAAAGAACUGAUAUUUCCUCCCAACCGGUUUGUCCGGAAAAGUUUUCCGAGGAAGAGAACUCUUCGUUGAAUGCUGAUAAUCGCUCCCAGAACUCCUGGGAAUUAUAUGAAGAGUAUUUUGUAAUUCAACUAAGAAUUGAAUGUAGAGAAAUUGAUGUGAGGGGUACAUAAGUUCGAAUUUGGUAUAGACUCUAGAGUGUAGACCAAGUGCACGACUGUAUGGUAGUUAGAAAUGAUUUUAAAAAAUUGCAAUGCAGUGAAGAUUCAAUUAAUUUCUAUAUCAUUUGUAUUAGGAACAGCAACACUGUCAGCUUUCAGCACUGGACAAUCUUAAAGCUGAGAUUUCUAAAUACAUUUUUCUCAAACUGGAAAAUUGCCAAUUUAGAAUACUUUGACGACGAAAUCUCUUGAUUAUUUUGUACUAAGAACUACAAUUUUUUCUAUAAUUUUAUAUAACGUACUAAAACUGUGUAGAAAAUCUUACAUAUGUAGAUUUCUCUACUGGAAAUUUAUUUUCUCUAUAUAAUACUAGAAAAAUUGACAGUAAAGUAGAACAGUGUGAAAAGUGCAAUUUUUGGUACUUUCAAUUUUUUUACAAUUUUUAUAUAUUGUAAUUUAUUGUAUUUUGUUCUGAAAGUACAUUUCCCACAAGACACAUAGUAGAAAUUUAAAUUAAAUCAUUAAUUUGUUGUAAAUUUAUAUAAUUUAUUGAGUUGAUGUAUCACAAAUCACAAAAUUGUUAUUGUGAUCACAAUAACAAUAUUGUCAUCCUCCCCUCAAACAUAAAAAUAAGAAUUAGAAGCCUUCAAAAUCAAAAAGUGCUACAUAUUUACAAAUUGUAAAUGUAACGUGUUUACAAAUUAAAAAUUUCAAAUAGAGUCAUUUAAAUCUUUUACUAACCUAUCUACGCCAUUUGGAGAAAUUAUGUACCCUGCAAUUGAUAUAUCUUGGCAAAAAUCAAGAUCUAGAGUGAUUGUCAUUUCUCUAAUUACGAUCUAGAAAAUGCAUGAAAAUCUUUUCCAGUCUACUUCCAGGGACUUAGCCUGAUAGACUUGUUAUUUAAUUGUAUAAGUCUCCGUAACCUGCUUUAGCAUGAGAUCUAUGCAAAUUAACUGAUUUGCUAAAGCAACGUAAUAUGUGUUUUAGAACAAAGUACAGAGUCUUCUGAAAAAGCAGAAUUCUCUGAAAACAGAACAAUGCCGCGAACAAAAUAGCAUGUCGUGCUAAAUCAGGUUCUCGGUGACUCGAGAUUGCGGCUUCGUCGGGAGACGAAUUUAAAACCGUUUCAAAAUUUGUUUCGGCGACAAGUGCACAUAAAACGUGCCUUCCUGCUUCCUUCUUGGUGCAAUAAACUCAAUAAAAUUUCUAAAUUUAAACUAAAGCGCCUUCGUCGUCGGACACGUGUUUUUAUUCCCCACAUUAGGAAGCACAAAACGGCCAUUCGAGGAAGAAAAAUUAACUUUUAUCUGCACGUGUGCACAGACUCAUCCAUGCAUACAAACAUACGCACACACAUCUACAUGCAUACACACCGUCUCCAAAAAGAGCGUUUCGAACGAAUGAAUAGAGUAUCGUAACGCGCUUUUGUCACAUAUUGUAUACGUAUUCAUUCGUACAUUAGGAAAAAUCAUCCAUUGUCAAAAUCGCACACACGAACACAUGCACACGUAAAUAUAAUGCGCGCCUAAGUGGCGCAAACACUCAAUCGACUGAUCGACCCGUAGUUUUUGAACCGUUAGUUAUUUUUGUACAACCGCUUUUAUAGUCGUAAAAGCGGACGGUACUUAAUGUUAUGCGAUUUACCGAAUACGGAUUACGAAUUAGAAGAAAAAAGAAAAUCGCAAACGACAUGUGGUGAUGUGUAUAUGUCGCGCAAAAAGUUCUGUAAUACGCAUAGGUAGAUAAAUGUUUCUACGUAAGAUUGACUUUUUAGAUCAUUGAAAAUAAUUGUAAUAACGAUAACGAGUAGUGAAAGAAAAUGGUUUCUUUUGACCGUGAGAGAUCACUUUUCCUAUUUAUUAUUUCAACCAGAAUCUGGAAUAUUUAUCAAAGUAGAUUCUUGGCGAUUGGAGACAGAUGAAAAAACGUUGGCCAAAAUUAAUGACCAGUAGACUGACAAAAUUUAAGAUCUUCGAAUUAGAAACAACAAUACUUGUAAUUAUUUAUUUAUUUAUAUUUGUUGAUUUAAAAUCUUAAAUAUUGAAUUUGUCGUCAAUCUUGAGAGUCCAGUCUUUGAGUUUGUAAUAGGAAUAAAGUUUAUUUUCUGGUAAAUGUCAGGACCUGAAAGGAUCUGUAGUUCGUACAAAAUUAAAAACUACUUUUUUUAUUAAAAAAAAAUGAAAAACUCUGAUAUCUUUCUUUCUUAUGUAUUAAAAUAAGAAAAAGUAAUCUGAUUGAUUUCAAACCUAAUUUGUUAUCUGUAAAUUACUGUAAAGUUCAUUCAUUAGAUCAGAAAUAAAAUAAAAGUGGGGACAGCGCUGAUUGCUAUUACAAUUAUUUUUCCACGCGUUUCUAUUUAUAAAUUUUCUAAGCCACAGCGUUUUGUAGAUAAUAUUAUUUAUAUUCUGUACGAUAGAGUGAAGGCGAAUUCAGUAUAUGGUGUUUGUACAGAAGUACUGUAAUUAUUACAAAUUUUAUAAACUAUAGACUGUUGUAAAAGGCCGGUGUUGAAAACGAUUAAUGGAAUAUUGCGAAUAUAUAAGAGCAAAUUAAAAAUUAUGAAUUCCGUCUUUUUCUUCUAUUCUUCUAUUACCUGUAAGCGAUCAGUGCCUUGUCGCUUUACGAUUGACGAUUGACGAUUUUUUAUAUCUCCAAAUAGUCAAAUCGAGUAUCUUAUUUUAAUGAAAUGAAGGGGAGGUCCGGUACAUCCGAAAAUGCCAUCUUGCGUCGCAUUUGCUUCUGAGAAGACUUAUUUAAUUUCUUUUUUUUUUAUUUCUCGACUAAUUUCUCAUUUUUGUUGCGAGGCAUGCUUGCAAUUUCGGCAUAUUCCGUGCUCCAAGCAACGUGACGUGCCAUUAUUAAUAAUAAUUAUAUAGUAAUAACACUAAUAUUAAUGAUUCAAAGACGUUUACUAUCGCCGUUUUACCUCCCCGUGUCUUAUGGUUUGUCCUUAAUUCAUAGACAGGCGUAAUUUUCUUUCAGGAAAUGUAUUUUUACAAUUAAAUACAAAAAAGUACCAAAAUACGAAAAUUAUAAUUUUUUUUAGACAUUUGUAAUUACUCAUAAAAUUUUGUACUAGUGUCCGUCAAAAAAGUGCGAAACUAAAAAAAAACAGCCAGAAAUUGUAACUUCACAUGUAAUUACAAGUUUCUAGACAAAUUAAAAGUUUCACAUUAUUGUACUUUAUUGUAAUUUUGUUGUAUUUUGAUUGUACAAGCGCAUUUCCAUUAGGGCUGGUAGAGCAUGAGAAGCUACAAAAUUUCUCUAUUAUUAAAAAAACGUGACAAAACGUUAACAAUGAUUUAAAUUUGCGUAUUAAAUAAUAAUUAAUCAGUAAAAGAAAACAUUUGAUUUCCUCGAAAAGUUAGUUUGAAAAAAAUGUACAACUGGAUAAUUGUUGUACGUUUAAUUGCAGUUUCACUAAAGUAGGGAAACAAAGAAUGAUGAAAAUGUUUGCAAACAAACUGAAAAUUACAAAAAAAUUAUAUUCUUUGUAAUUCGCCUUUUCACGUAUUUUAUUAUGUUGUAAAGUUUGUACUUACUACUACUUUAUUGUACAUAAUGUAUAUUUUUUGUAGUUUCUUACACAAUUUUUGUAUAUUACAAAAGUUUAGAACUACUUUAACAGCAAAUGCAUCACAUUUUUUCUUAUAGAAAUCCGAUUUAUAUUACGCUUGUCAAUGAUUUAAAUUAUUCUGGAUGGAUGAAACGAUCGACCGCUAAGAAUGAAGACAGCUAGUUUUCCUAGGGUUCACGUCUGUGAGACAUAGUGCCUUUAUAGCAUUCACUGUUAAUUAAAUUAGUGAUUAAAAUUGAAAUUAUUACUAAUAAUAUAUACUAUAUUGUUGUUAUUGACAAAAGGCGAACUUACUUCGUUCACUCGUCUCUAAAGUUUUUCCUCAUUUUUAAAUUGAAAUUUUCCCACUUUCAUGCAAGUUUUUACUGAUCGGAAAGGCGAAACCGACUGAGUUAAAUAAUUCGCACGAUCUAUUAUAUCGCUUUAUAAUGUCUGGCUCGAUGAAGCAUGAUUUUUCUUCGUUUGGUUUAUGUUCUAGUCAUUUUGGAAAAUUGAAAAAAUUGGUUAUGACGUUGAAGACAAUUGGUCUCGUUUUGCGCAAUGUUUUUUCGAGCCGUACUGAAAUCAAAGUCGAGACUCGAUCGAACUACACAAUUUGAAACCGUACAAGAAAAAUCUUCAAGAUGGAGAAAAAGUAAAUGAGGAAUUGAGCAACAAUCGUGACGUGCAGACAAUCAGAGGCAGGAUUAAUAAUCAAUAUCAGCGAAGAAUAGAUUUUUACACAAUAAGAAUGGACUGACGCCGAAAGAAAUUGAAUUCUUGCGAGGUACAAGGUGUUCGACAAUCCUUCUCUAGAUUAAUCGCACUCACAAAAAAAUAAAUAAAAAAUUUUUUAAACGUUUGAAAUUAGUAUUCUUCUGAAAAUUCAUAAGAAUUGUGCGUACACAAAUUGAAUAGAAACAUGUACAACACUUUUAACCAAAUGCAAUUUUUGGAAGGGAGAGCUAGAAAUUUUCCGAAAUGCACAAAUUUAAAGAGAGACAUCUGAAGCAAUUCUGGAAAAAGGCUUGUUAAAUUUGUAAUUCGACAAUCUCUGAAAUGAUCGAUCGAGUCGAGGGCAGCGUAUUUAGAAAAAAGUUGAUGCAUUAUAGAUACGAAGUUUGUACGAAGUGCGCAAGUUUUAACUGGGCAUUUGAAAAAAAACGGUUGAUACCCUGGCGAACUACAAUAAUUAAUGUUUAUUGUAUAUAUCUUGUACAUAACAACCACACACGCACACGCGUAAUCGUAUAUUAUAUAUUAUAUAUGUAAAUAUUAUUAUUACUGCUGUAAUAAUAUAGAUAAACGAUUAAUAAGAAAUUAAUUAAGCAAAAAAUAAUGAUAUUGUAUAACAAUUGUAAUUAUUUAGGUACAUCCCGAAAACUUAUAUAUUAUUUUAAAUAUUACUAUAUUCAAUUCCAAACGAGUAACAUGCUUAAUAAGCGAUUAUGAUGUAUCGAUGAUCAAGGGAAACCCUCCUUUCAUUUUUACGAAAAAUAUACGAAAUUAUGAAUUUGUA
Molecule: messenger RNA, 8103 nt
Organism: Belonocnema kinseyi
Lineage: Eukaryota; Metazoa; Arthropoda; Insecta; Hymenoptera; Cynipidae
Gene: Dad
Product: mothers against decapentaplegic homolog 6
Exons: 6
Coding region: 1126-2670 (514 amino acids)
Biological process (GO): cell differentiation; regulation of transcription by RNA polymerase II; transforming growth factor beta receptor signaling pathway
Cellular component (GO): heteromeric SMAD protein complex
Molecular function (GO): transcription regulator inhibitor activity; I-SMAD binding
Source: RefSeq, a predicted model, not a curated record